Terrapene triunguis (Three-toed box turtle) is the source of this 4307-nucleotide messenger RNA. Its product is annotated as scavenger receptor cysteine-rich type 1 protein M130-like. The record is from RefSeq and is a predicted model, not a curated record. Lineage: Eukaryota; Metazoa; Chordata; Testudines; Emydidae. Gene Ontology annotation, cellular component: membrane; extracellular region. The annotation marks the transcript as partial. The transcript is spliced from 26 exons.
GGCUCACAGGUUUCCGGCUGGUGAACGGCAGCUCAGAGUGCUCAGGGAGGGUGGAGAUCCAGGUUCUUGGGAGCAGGCGGAUCAGACUGGUGAAUGGGGCAGGUCGCUGUGCCGGGAGAGUGGAGAUUUAUUACAAUGGCAGCUGGGGGACAGUCUGUGAUGAUUCCUGGGAUCUGUCAGACUCCAAUGUCGUUUGCAAACAACUUGGAUGUGGACACGCCAUCAAUGCAACUGUCUCUGCUCAUGAUGGGCAAGGAUCCGGGCAGAUCUGGCUGGAUGAUGUGAACUGCGCUGGGAAUGAAUCCAAUCUCUGGGACUGUCCUUCCAGGGGAUGGGGCCAGCACAACUGCAGACACAAAGAGGAUGCAGGAGUUCUCUGCUCAGACCGGGAGAAGUUACGUGUCGUGGGAGGAGACGACAAAUGCUCGGGGACAGUGGAGGUUUGGUACCAUGGCUCCUGGGGAACAGUUUGUGAUGACUCCUGGGACAUGGCGGAUGCUAACGUUGUGUGUAAACAACUGGGCUGUGGAUCUGCUGUAUCUGCCCUGGGCGAGGCUGCAUUCGGUGAGGGGUCUGGUCCCAUCUGGGUACAGAUGGUGAACUGCAGAGGGACAGAGUCAUCUCUCUGGGACUGUUGUUCCAAGCCUUGGGGUGAGAGUAAUUGUGACCAUAAGGAAGAUGCUGCGGUGAAUUGCUCAGAGGGAGCAAAUAUGAAACUGAGGCUGGUGAAUGGAGGCAGCCCCUGUGCUGGGAGAGUGGAGGUUAAACACCAGGAUCAGUGGGGGACGGUGUGUGAUAACAACUGGGACAUGGAAGAUACUGAGGUGGUUUGUGCUGAUGAGCUGAGGCUGGUGAAUGGAGGCAGCCCCUGUGCCGGGAGAGUGGAGGUUAAACACCAGGAUCAGUGGGGGACGGUGUGUGAUGACAAAUGGGACAUGACAGAUGCUGGGGUUGUCUGUAAGCAGUUGGGAUGUGGAGCUGCUGUCAGUGCCCCUGGCUUGGCUCCAUUUGGACCAGGUUCUGGAACAAUUUGGCUGGAUGAAGUUGCCUGUGAUGGUACCGAGUCUGCUCUUUGGCAUUGUGGGAACGAGGGAUGGGGUAAGAGUGACUGCAUUCAUGAAGAGGAUGCUGGAGUGACCUGUUCAGGACACAUUAAGCCCCGACUGGUUGGAGGGCAUAGUGCCUGUUCGGGACGUGUGGAAAUAAGAGAUGGAGAAACAUGGACCACACUCUGUGUUGCCCACUUUGAUCUCAAAGCUGCCAACGUUAUCUGUAAUGAACUACAAUGUGGAAUAGUUCUGUCUAUCCCAGGAGGAGCUCACUUUGGAGAAGGACAUGGACCAAUCUGGACUGAAGCGUUCCAGUGUGCGGGGAAUGAGUCUCACCAUGCGUACUGUCCCAGGAUAUCGGACAUCAGUCAGACAUGCUCACACGCAAAUGAUGCUGGAGCCAUAUGCUCAGGGCACACAGGGCUCCGGCUGGUGAAUGGCAGCUCAGAGUGCUCAGGGAGGGUGGAGAUCCAGGUUCUUGGUGCCUGGCGAAACCUCUGUGACUCACGCUGGGAUUUACCAGAUGCCAACGUUCUCUGUCAUCAGCUCGACUGCGGAUUUGCUGUAUCAGCCCCAGGAGGAGGGUAUUUUGGGAGGGGAACUGGCUCUGUCUGGACAGACACAUUUCACUGUAAAGGAACUGAACCACAUUUGGGGUAUUGCCCUGUUACUGCCCUGGGGGCCUCUCAGUGCUCCCAUGACAAUGAUGCCAGUGUGGUUUGCUCAGGUCGCUCUGAAUCACUCAGACUGCUGAAUGGAGAGAGCCGGUGUGACGGGAGAGUCGAGAUUUCCCUCCGUGGUGUGAGGGGCAGAGUCCUGGAUGACCAGUGGGACAUGAACGAUGCCAGCGUGGUGUGCAGGCAGCUCCAGUGCGGAGUCGCUGAGAAAGCUUAUUACCCCCCUAAGUCUGAGCGAGGAACGGGCCCUGUGGGGCUGAGAAGGGUCCAGUGUGCAGGAAACGAGACUCGUCUGACUCUCUGUGACAACUCCACGUCUGAGACAGCCCAGGCAGGAAUUGCUGCGGACGUCGGUGUCGUUUGUUCAGGGAGCAGGCGGAUCAGACUGGUGAAUGGGACAAGUCGCUGUGCAGGGAGAGUGGAGAUUUAUUACAAUGGCAGCUGGGGGACGGUCUGUGAUGAUUUCUGGGAUCUGUCAGACUCCAAUGUCAUUUGCAAACAACUGGGAUGUGGACGUGCCAUCAAUGCAACUGUCUCUGCUCAUUAUGGGCAAGGAUCCGGGCAGAUCUGGCUGGAUGAUGUGAACUGCUCUGGGAAUGAAUCCGAUCUCUGGUCGUGUCCUUCCAGAGGCUGGGGCCAGCACAACUGCAGACACAAAGAGGAUUCAGGAGUUCUCUGCUCAGAAUUCACAGAUCUGAGGCUGGUGAGCGACAGUGACUGUGCUGGGCGGCUGGAGGUUUUCUACAAUGGGACAUGGGGCAGUGUUUGCUCCAAUCAGAUGUCUGAAGUUACCGCAGCAAUUGUCUGCAAACAACUGAACUGUGGAGACGGAGGGUAUAUUGCAGGAGGCUCUGAAUAUGGAAAGGGUCCCACAUGGCUGGACCAUGUUGCAUGCAAUGAGCAACACAGCUCCCUCUGGCAGUGCCCUUCAGAGCCCUGGAAUCCAAAGUCAUGUGAUAACCGAGCAGAAGAGACCCAUAUUUCUUGCACUGACAGGGAGAAGUUACGUGUUGUGGGAGGAAAGGACAGAUGCUCGGGGAGAGUGGAGGUUUGGUACCGUGGCUCCUGGGGAACAGUUUGUGAUGACUCCUGGGACAUGGCAGAUGCUAACGUUGUGUGUAAACAACUGGGCUGUGGAUCUGCUGUAUCUGCCCCUGGUGAGGCUGCAUUUGACGAGGGGACUGGUCCAAUCUGGGUGGAGACGUUGAAUUGCAGAGGGACAGAGUCAUCUCUCUGGGACUGUUGUUCCAAGCCCUGGGGUGAGAGUAACUGUGACCAUAAGGAAGAUGCUGCGGUGAAUUGCUCAGGUCUGAUAGAGAGGACAGAUUCCCCGAAUACCCCAGCUCCCCCACGCCGCCCUCUGACCGACAGUGGGAGAGUCACAGUGCCCGUGGUCAUCUGCAUUAUCCUGGGGACCCUGCUCUGCCUGGUCUUAAUUAUCCUGGGGGCACAGGUGCGAAGUGCCAGGGCACAAAGCAGAGGUUCCAGAAGACCCUUGGAUCCCUUCUCUGAGGCCGUGUACGAGGAGAUUGACUAUAACCUGAUGAGAGAGAAGCAGGAGAUGUUCAGUCGCUCAGUCUCCUAUUCAGAUGAUUCAGUGACGAAGCUGCAGUAUUACACCGGGGACAGCGAGGGGGAAAACGAUCCUGGAUCAGAACAAGAGGGAGCUUCCCCGGGGGGGUCUCAGUUGGAUUACGAUAACGUGGAGGAGCCUGAGUUGAACGACGUCCCCCAGACUCCAGAUGGCCGAGAUGCCCCUGCCCUGCCGGGAGAUGUCCCAGGGGAUGGUUAUGAUGAUGCCAGAGAAGUGUCUGUCCCUGAAGAGGACCCUGCUUUGGGGCAGAAUGAUGAACAAGGCACUGGGGCAAGUGACAGGGAUUCACAGACAGGCAAUAUCCUGGGCACAGCCAUGCAGUACCUGCAGCAGCUCCUCCAGAUGCCCUUUGGCUGCAGGGAGCAGAACAUGGUCCUGUUUGCUCCCAACAUCUACGUCCUGGACUAUCUGAAUAAAACGGGGCAGCUGAGUGAGGAGACCAAAUCCAAGGCCAUUGGAUACUUAGUCUGCGGGUACCAGAUGCAGCAGCUCUCUGCCUUCGUAUAUAAGUCACUUGCACAAGCCAAAUGCUACAUCCAUAUUGACGACAAGGUCCAUUCUCAAACUCUGGUCUGGCUGGCAAGCAAACAGAAGCCAGACUGCUGCUUCCAAAAUGCUGGGAAACUCUUCAAUAACACCUUGAAGGGAGGAGUAGAUGAUGAGUUUUCACUCACAGCCUAUAACACCAUGGCUUUGCUCGACGCUGGACAUCCCAGCUUGGCGUUAUGCUCCAGCAUGGCCAUUGUUGAUGGCAAGAUGCUCUCAGGCUUUGUCCCGGACGGUUCAUCCCUGUGGAAGCUUCAGGGUGAUCGUAUGGUGAUGCAAGUGGAAACCAAGAACAACCGUGGCCUCUUCAACUUGGAGAGUGCCUCACAGAAGAAUAUCACUUUCUCUUUCUCAGUUGAGCAAGAACUUCUUGCGGUCAACAUCAAACCAGCUUCAGUGCUGAUCUACGAUCACUAUGAAAUAGGUAGGAGGCCUGGCUGA